AUGGAAGACCUCUUUCCUUGGCGUUGCAUACAUUGUCAACGCAUCAACAAGAAAGUGGCCGAAAAGUGCGCGUUGUGCCAGGCACACUGGACCACCGGUGUCCGUCACAGCACGGCGCCCAGAACACAUCAGGCGACGGCAUACAGAGAUGCAUGGCCGCCACAAGAACGUCAAUAUGCUUGGGAGAAAUGGGAAGACUGGGACAAUUGGCAGGACCAUACCAGUCGAUCACAGAGCCGCUCCAAGAGCCCACGGGUUCCCCAAAGAUCGCAGAGUCCAAGGAGCCGCAAAGGCAAAGGCAAAGGUGCUGGGAAGAACAAGGCCAAGCACAAGGAUGCAGCCCCGUCGGUGAUGGGUGCAGAAGCACCGCACAAUGCGAAUUACAGCAGCUCGCCAUUUGCACCCCUUGCGGCAACAUUGCCUCCGUGGCCUUCUCUGGAUGGGGAGUGCGUUGCAGCACUUCGAGUGGCUUAUCCAGAAGUCAAUGCAGCUCCUCAAGAGACCCAGGAGCUCAUCGAGAAAAUGGACAAAGACAUCGAGCGCCUAGAGAAGGAGAACAGCAAGUUUGUGACCAAAAACUUACAUGCUGCUACCAAGACGCUGGGCAAGGCACAGAAAACGUUGACAGAAGCUCUGGAAUCAAAAAAGGUUCACCGCACAAGAUGGAUCAAGCAUAUCACAGAGGCGUUUACCACAUGGCAGACACAGUUGCAGGAAUAUCAAAAGCAACAAGAGACGUUCCAGAUUGCCGCCACCAAAGCAAGGGCGGACAUCGAAGCUGCCAGAAAGGAGAUCCAGGCGCUUUCAGUCAAGGCUUCCCAAGCCACAUUGGCGGCUAUGCCGCCGCUCACGGCGCUGUCAGCGGAGCAGGACGAGGGGACUACAGAUGCCGACACCGAAGAGGAAAAGCUGCAGGGGCAGCUUCAGUUGGUGUUGCAAAACUGUGCCGCAGUCCUGAAUGCGGAGACUCCGCACCAGAUCAACGACGACGGCGAAGACCUGACCAUGGAAGACGAGGAGCGAGAAAAGAAACGCCCUCGAUCAAUGCAGCCCUUCGGCGGUGCACAGCUAGUGCAGAGCCAUAGCUUGCAUGACGCCGAUCAGACAGCUGGGCUGGCUGAUGCCUACGUUUCGCAGCCAACGAAUCGUGCAGCAUGCCCUUACCAGCUGAGCAAUUUUGACUCUCAACAAUUUUUGCAUUGGCACCAUUCGAUUCAGACUGAGUACAAUUACCUGAACCCUUUUGAUGCAGUCAUGUCAGCUUGGAAGCUAGGUUGGAGUGUGUUUUGUGAUGCCUUUGAAGGGUCCAUCAUGCCCAUUCAACCUCCAACUGCGGGAGCUGUACAUGAUAAGAAAGGACGACCAGACCAUGCAUUUGCUGUUCUUGAGGAUUCUUCCCCCUUGCGCAGUUGCAUUCGAAAGAGCAGAGACACCUCAGCUGUCCACCCCAAAAAAGUUCAAUUUCAUGAUCGGACAUCUAUUCAUAUUGGAUUAGAAGAUGAGCUUAGUAUGCAAUGCACUGACAUGAACACCUUUGAAUUAGCUACUUGGUCCGAAAAACCAUGGGUCAAAAAGCCUUCGAAGGGUUGUCCUGCCGGUGAUAUUGCUCGACCUGAGCGCAAUCGAUCACAGCAAAGUAAACGACCUAGGAUCAGUGAAGUGCGAUUGACUGAUGAACAUGCCAAUGUUCCAAGACGAAUUGCGGCUGCAAGCACAGCCCCACCUGAUGCCCCGCUAAAUCAGCUUCACCUUCCACCACCACCUGCGUUUGUGACUGAUAUUUUUGGGCUGCCGGGCUUUUUAGCUUUGCCGCAUGACUUCUUGAUGGAAAACACUUUCUUGAUUCGAACAUGGUAUGUGCAUCAUUACCAUUUUCCACGUUGGGCAGUACCACGUUUUGUAGAACUGGACCACAGAUGGGUUUUAUGGCAACAGGAAAUCGCCAGAUCAUGGCGAGACAUGAUCCAACCCAACGAGGAUGUGCAGUUCUUCACAGUGCUACCGGACCCAGACCGCAGCUUUCUGCAAAGACAAGCGGUAGCAGAUGUGCUGGUUGUGCAAGGGACGGAUGCAGAGCGUUAUGCCGGCUUGCUCACAGUUCAUCAUCAAACCGCACAGGGAUCCUUGCGUCCUUUCGCAGUUGCUAUUUCCUUGCCAGAUGAAGUGAGUGGUUUAGGGGACGAUGAUCACGACUUUGAUGAUGAAGCUGAGCGCCUCACUGACACAUCACUGCCUGAAUCAACCACCCAGUUCGAGCAAUGGCAAGGAGUUCAAGUGUAUCGACUUGGACGCCCGGUGGUCCACUGUUUCAUCCGCUGGGGAACGUACAAUGCCAUUCUGCAUGAAAUCGUGAGAUUCCUAGGAGGCAUGCUGCCUUGCGACAUGUUGCAGUCUCGCUUGGAAGGCAAGUUUCAGUUACAGCAGUUUUACGUAAGGUCAGUCUCCAAGAUCUCUGUGCCAUCCAACGCUGUCGAGUUGGUGAAGAUUUGGGUUUCCCCAUCAUUAGGCCGGCCUCUGAUUUGCCAUGCCGCCUACGACUUCCCAGACAUGAUGGCCAAGAGGCUCAUGGAACUUGAACAACUCACCAUUCACAGAAGAUGCAGGCUCUUUCAAGACAGACAAUUGCUGGAUGAGGAAGUUGCUGUUGCCAUUGUACCAGGAAGUAGUCUUAGCAUUCGGAUUGAAGCACCACAUGAACCUGCACAGACUCAUGACCCCAUUGAUUUGUUGCAUUUUGAGGAUUUGUCGCUCAUGCAAGCGGCACCAGGAAUUGCGGCACACGUCAUCAUUGUCCAGGCCCCCAAUGAAGCCUGGUCGACGACGCUUGUUUCCACAAUUGACCUGAAUCUUGGAUAUCAACCUGUUCGUAGAGCCGUCACCACGCCUGACUGCACUACAUUCGAGCAUGUUGUGAGAGCGGUAGGCUAUGAAGACACCUGUUUGCCAUCACAUGGUAGGCCACCCUGCGCACUCUGGUAUGAUCUCCAACGGAUACGCAUUGGCCAUCCUUUUUUGAGUUGGACUGGCUUUAGUUUUGUCCUUGUGAUCGAUGAUAUGGCCCAGAGGGCUCACCGGCAAGAUGCUGAAGCGAAUGAUGCUGACAUGACAUUUCUUCUGCAACGGCCACCCUCAAAUGCCCUCAAGCAUGAUGAGCCAGUGCACCAGCCGGCUUGUUUGCAAAUCGGUUUUGAGGAAGCUAGCCGGGCUCUUGAUAAGCUUGAUUCGCAUUUCACGCUGCCAGUUUUUGAUUUGGAGGUCUGUUUGCAAGACCAUGCACAUUGGCUCCCGCAAUGCCUGCCCUGGAUCAGAGCUGAUUGGUAUGCAUGUGACCAUCCGAUCGAUCAUGUUUCUGUUUACUAUGAUGGCUCCUACUUGAAACAGGAAGGGACUGCAGGGGCGGCAGCUGCGGCAUUUGUUUUGCAAGGUGACCGCUGGCUCUUUGCUGGAGCUGUUUCUGCACAUCUACCGACCCCGGAGUUUGGUUCCUACACAGCUGAAGUUCGGGCCGCGUUGCUGGCCACUAAGCAAGCAUAUGAUCUGGUGAAAAUUGCAGCAGAAGUGUUUGGGUGUCAGCCAAGUGUCACAUUUUUCUUCGAUGCACUUUCAGUGGGCAAACAAGCAGAAGGGCUUUGGCAAGCAAAGAAGGACAAGGUUUCAUGUCAUGCAGUACGCAGCCUUUUGCGCAUCAUGCAAACCCGGUGGCAAAUUUGUUGCAACCAUGUCUUUGUCCCGGGUCAUAGUGGUGACCCAGGCAACGAGCUUGUUGAUACGAUUGCCCAGUGUGCAGCCCAUGGAUUUUCCUUGCAGGAUUGGAGCACCAUUUUCUGCAUGUUGACCAACUGGCACUUUGUCCAAGCUCUGUCAUGGGGCUGGGUCUUCCAGCAUCCGUCCUUUGACAAAUAUUGGUCUGAUAGUACAUUACAUCUGCCUGCAAAACAUCAGACCACACCUGAACCGCAUACAGUGGGUUCAACUGCCUCCUACGGAAGUAGUCAAACUGUGGACACUGUGACAAUUAAGCUUAAUUUGCUUACCUGCAAUGUGUUGACGCUGACGCAAGGAUCUAGCAAGGCCAAUGAAGACUAUCCAAAUUCUUUGGGGCCUGCCAGAUUGCAGACAAUCACCAAACAAUUUCUGCAAGCCAAUAUCUCCAUCUUUGCCUUGCAAGAGACGCGACUUAGGUUGCUCCUGGUAGACGCAAAUUGCAGAUUUGGAGAUUGCCCAAACCAACACAUCGGUACAUGGUGUCACCCCAAUGGCGACUGGACCAGAAAUGACGUCAUUGGAGUUGAUAUGGCAUGGCCGUUGUUGACCUGUCGGUCUUGGACUGAUACGCACAUUGAUGUCUCGCUUCAGAAGGAUGACCAUCGACCGGCUUGUGUCUCCAUCAUGUGGCAUUCCGAGAGUGUCCAAACACGAUCACGAAAAGGUAUGCCCAAGUGUCCUCCGAAGUUUUGUGCUGAGGCGCUCGCAGCCCUGAAGACCCAACAAGCUUCUCAUGAUUGGUUUGAUACAGAUGUGCACACGCACUUCCAUGCCUUACAACAUGAGCUUGCAGCCUGCACCAGGCGAGAGAACAAUUGCUUGCAGAAGCACCCGCGCAAAACCACCAUGUCAGCAGAUACCUGGGCCUUGGUCUGCACCAAACGCAAAUGGAGAAAAAAAUUGGCAGAUUGCCAAACACUGCAGAAACGCACCUACCUGCAAGCCAUCAUUACCUCUUGGAAGUAUGUGUGCCUUCAUGGGGGUGACGAUGCCUGCCAACAAAAUGCGGCUGCGGAGUUUGAUGACAUUCUGACACAGCUUGACGUUGACGUUGCCACAGCAUUGCACCAAUUCCGUAGCUAUGGAGCCCAGGUCACUAAAGCGCUGCGACAUGAUGAUGCCAGAUUUUUUGAUUCCCUGGCACAAGAAAGCUCUCAUUGGCUUGGACCGCAACAUGCCCGAGAACUGUGGCGGACCUUGCGGCGUAGCAUCCCAAAGUUCCGACAGCGUCGAACCGGCUAUGAUCCCCUCAAGAUUGAUGCCUUGGAUGACCAGUGGCUGCCCCAUUUCUGUCAGCUUGAAACAGGGAAAGGAGGACAGCUAGCGGUGAUACACAAGAAAGGUAGUCCCUUUGAUGCGCAAAACUACCGAGGCAUCAUGCUGCUCCCAACGUUCACCAAAAGAGUACAUGCACUGUUGCGCACGCAGAUCAUGGCCCUGCUCCACCGCCAACGCCCACCAGGGCAGCUUGGAGGCUUUGCUCACCAGCAAGUGAUGUAUGGUUCUCAGUCCUUGCAGGUCUUUGGGCGCAUCAUGGAUGGGCAAAACCUCACAUCAGGCAUUCUUUUUCUGGAUCUGACCACUGCCUUCCAUAGGCUUGUACGAGAGUGGACCUCGGGUAUUAAUGUGGAUACUGAUUUGGAAGAAGUUUUAGCUGCAAUGGAGGAUGAAGGGUUGCCGAUCGCUGACAUGUGCGAACGGUUGCACUUACCCUGUUUGCUGGAGAGAUUGGGGGCACCUGCAUUUCUCAUACAGCUGAUUAAAGAUGUCCACACAAACACAUGGAUGGCUGUUGGAGCAGCGCAGACCAUGGCCACGACCAAGCGUGGCACACGACCCGGCAGCCCGCUAGCUGAUUGUAUUUUCCAUGUCCUCAUGUCAGACAUUUUGCAUCACCUGCAGACCUGGAUUGAUUCUCAGGAAGCGUUCAAGGACAUCCUUCAGGAACUGGACAUUCCAGGUAGUUUUGUCGCAUGGGCCGAUGAUUUAGCAAUCCCUUGGGCAACACGAACUGCCGAUGAGAUGCCUGACGCCCUCAGGGCUAUUUUAAGCUUUGUUGUGCAACUCUUCCACCGAUAUGGGUUCUUACUCAAUAUGGACAAAGGGAAGACUAGCGCUGUUGUAUCAUUCAGAGGGGCAGGUGCGCCGCUGCUCCGUCAGCACUUUCAACUUGGUGCCAAGCCAGGUGAUUCAAUCAUGAUUGGUGACCAGACGUACUUUUUGCACUAUGUACCGUCAUACAAGCAUUUAGGUACGAUUUUUGCGGCCAAUCAUCGUAUGGAUUUGGAAAUUCGCAGCAGGGUCGGACAAGCGCAGGCGGCAUUCAAUCUGCUCUCCAAACCUAUCCUGACCAACCGCCAUCUGCCUGAGCGUACCAGGCUGCAGCUCUUCAGAUCCUUGGUGGAGAGCAAAUUACUGUUUGGUCUAGGUGCUUGGAUCACGCCAACCCACCGGCAAAUGGGCAAGCUCAAGGCAGUUUUGCUGCGUAUGCUGCAAAAAGUGCUACGCCUUACCCAAGAGGCCAUCAUCUCCACUACGUCUGCGGAGGUUUUCCGGCGUGCCCAACAAGCCGACCCAAGAGUGCGCCUGGCUACAGAUCGAUUGCUCUACGCUCAGAGGCUUUGGGAGCACGGCCCAGCGGAUCUGCAACAUCUGCUCCAUAGGGAGCAGGCGCUCUGUCCGACAUCCUGGAUGGCUGGCCUCCUUGCUGACUUGGAGUGGAUGCGCAAGUUGGAACCAGAGGCCAUGACACCUGUUGAUCCUGACGAUUUGACUGCUCUCUUCGAUUAUUGGCAAAGUGGCACACCGGAGUGGCAGAAACGUCAAGAGCAGAUGAUGCAACAGAUGCAUAAGUUCCAUGGGCAGAUUGUGAAAACGUUGCACACCUGUGCAACAUUCCGAGACCUCCCAUCAGACCAAAAUGCUGAAGACGAAGGCCACAAGUGCUUUUGUGGCCGUUGUUUUACAACUCCUCAAGGCCUGGCCACGCACAAACGCAAGGCCCAUCAGAUUGGAUCGCUGGAAAGACACCUUAUUGACGGGCCCACUUGCCCAUCCUGCCUCAAGUUCUUUUGGAGCCGACAGAGGUUGUAUCAGCAUUUGUCGUAUAUCCCGAGGCAGACGAAAGUCAAUAAAUGUUUCCAGGAUUUGCAAAAGCGAGGCUUCCAAGUCCUCGAGGAGUUGACACCUGUAUCUGCAACACAGCCCAAGGGCCUACAUCGGACGGAGGCUUUGCAAGCCCUCGGGCCACACAUGCAGCCCAAGGACAGCCGCAGCAAUGAAUUGCUCCUUGCCAAGCAGAAGCUCACACAGGUUGAAGCAACCAUUUUCCAUAUGCGAACCCCAGAUGAUGCUGAAGAACAGAAGACAGCCUUUUGGCAACGCCUUGAUGCAGUGACCGUAGGCUGGUUUCAACGUUUUCGUGAUGCAGGGUUUGAUUCUUCCAUCAUUUCCCAAUUGCCAGAUGCUUGGCUAGAUGUGGCAGCGACAGCUGACCCUGCCUACCCUGAGUGGCGAGAGAGCGUCUACAUUGGGUGGGGCGAGCGAUGUUUGGAAGAUGUCAUUGCGCAAUUUGAGGAUGGUGAAGCAGAAUCACUAGUUGACAAUGCUUUUGCUGAUUUCAUUUUUGAUUUUCCAAGGAUGCAAGCGCUUUCUGAAGCAGCCUUUUUGAGACAAAAGAUUGGACGCCUGGAUGCUGAGCAGGGUUCCCUUUUUCCCCAUCGGCUGCCCAAAUUUGGCACAGCCAACGCCAAAGAGAGAGCACAGACUGCAUUGCGCAUCCCAUCCCUUUUUGAACAACAGGACGCCUGGUUGGAAAAGGAGCCGGAAACCGAAGCUUGGUUAAAGGCAGCAGUACAGGCCUGUGCCGUGAUCCGCACAGAGGCACCCUGGCUUCCGGAUUUCCAAGGCUGA
This is a messenger RNA of Cladocopium goreaui, 7677 nucleotides long. NCBI's taxonomy places the organism in Eukaryota, Dinophyceae, Suessiales, Symbiodiniaceae. The record is from the annotation of a GenBank genome assembly.